GGAAUCUGGACAGAAGAGUGCAUAGCAGGACCCGGUAAGAGGAAAUAUAUACCGUCGCUAGAGCCGCACGCACCGUGAUGUCUUCCAACUACCGAGAAGACGUCGAUUACGAAGACACUACAGGUAAAGACAAGUCACAACGCAAUAGGAGGCUCAUUGGGGCAGCGGUGUUGGAAUACGUGAAGCGCCCGAUGACGCUCCCCCUCUUCCUUGUUGUUGUGCUGGGGCUGCUGGUGUUUGACGUGGUGCCCAUGGGCAGGGGCACGGUGCUUCUGGACCCGUUCCUGGGCGGCUCGAUCGAUCCACAGACACACGACUUCUUUGCUCCCACGCAGCAGAACUACAACUUCUACAACAGGAUCAACCAGUACCUUUCACCGAACCACGAGCCGCUCGGCUUCCAGAAUAUCCAGUUCUCCCGGGUGCGCACGACCCCCGGCUCUCCCCCCGUGGUCGCCAACCCGGGCAUCUACCCUUUCAACAACCUCGAUCCGGCCGACGAGCAGCUGAAGGCCAUCACGGCCAACUACAAGGCCCAGAACGGCUUCCUGAAAACACUGGGCUACAUCCUCACGCUGGGAGGGAGACUCUCGAAAAACCAGUUGCCGAAACGGAAGAUCUACAUCAUCCUCGGCAGCUCUCCGAACAUCGGCAUCGAGAGGGAAAUGUCUAGGCAAAACUGGCUGGUGGAGAAGAUUUCGACGUUGAACAAGAAGGCAUAUGCUCGGAGACACAACUACGAGCUCGUGUUCCAGAACUCGGCAAACAACAUUGCCUCCACCGUCCGCACAGACACUCUCGAUUCCAUCUCGGGACACCAGAAAAGAUACCAACACGAAAGCAGGGAAGGCUGGGAGAGGUUUGACCUCAUGCGCCAGGUGAUGAGAACACACUCCUACAACAACCCGAAUGUCGAAGAAUGGUACUGGUAUCUCGACUUGCACACGAUGAUCAUGCAGCCAGAAAGAUCCCUCGAAGAGGUGGUGUUCUCUGUCAUUGAAAAGGCCUCUAGAAGCGGCGCGUUCCUCUACCACGCAGACAACCUCGAUGCUAUUGGAGAUGGAGAUAUGACCUGGUCGACCCUGGCCCACCGUCGUGAGUUCGGCAGGUUGGAUCUGGAUCCCGAGAGUUCGAAACUCACGCACAAAGACAUAGACUUGAUCCUCACAGAAGACUGUUACGGCAUCAGUUUGAGCUCUUUCCUUUUACGUCGCUCGAAAUGGUCCGAGUUGCUGUUGGAUAUGCUAUGGGAGCCAGUCAUGUACAGACAGAUGCACACCGAGUGGAGCAAACUAGAGAGGAAUGACCUCCCGCACAAGUAUGGCUUCCUAUUGAACGAGGGAAACGAAAACAAAGAAUCUUACCGUGGAGCUCCUUCGGAGAUGGAGGAAAGAAACUGUCUUGAGUACUUUCUCUCCACACAGGCAUGGCUCAGAACACGUACCGCCGUGCUUCCGGCCAGGGUAUUCAACUCGCUAAGUAACGACUCCUGUGUCAUCGAUACAGAGAGUACGCUGGAUUUGAUCGACAUGGAGAUGGAUGAUGACUUGAUCGAUGCCUUGCUGGACUCGGAUGACUUGGACUUACUCAUCAUCAAGGAAAAGCUUUCUGCAAAUGCCAUGAGCAGCAAGUUCAAAGAACUAACAUCCCGGGUCCACGAUCUACACUACGAUACGUCGGAUUUCCUCUUCAGCUUCUCCGCAUGCGGAGGUGAUUGCGCAGAUCGUGUAAAAGAUGCCAUGGCGUGGUAUAAGAAAAUUCAUGGCAAACAAAUAUUUGAGGACAUCUGAAAUACCCGGGCAUGUUCCCGAAUCUCAUGAUGUUUGCUAUACCCUUGUAAGGAAUUUAUAUAUCCCUCUUUAGAACACUAAACUUCAGUUCCACCUACAGGCU
Pichia membranifaciens NRRL Y-2026 is the source of this 1893-nucleotide messenger RNA. RefSeq lists its product as hypothetical. NCBI's taxonomy places the organism in Eukaryota, Fungi, Ascomycota, Pichiomycetes, Pichiales, Pichiaceae. The transcript has a single exon. Gene Ontology annotation, cellular component: Golgi membrane. Gene Ontology annotation, biological process: protein N-linked glycosylation. Gene Ontology annotation, molecular function: glycosyltransferase activity. The record is from RefSeq and is a predicted model, not a curated record. Bases 78 to 1790 code for a protein of 570 amino acids.